AUGGCGGUUCAUCAUGUCUUGAAGAUGGACUGGCUUUACUACUACUAUGCCGCUCCGAGUUGGCCUAACUACCUGUACUCCAUCUAUAACGCAAAGAACUCGGAAGAUACCAGCAUCACUGUGUCUCUUCCAUACUGGUGGUAUGAUGCUGAAAGUAAAAUCGACGCACAAAAAGACUGUUACGACCCGAAAGCUCUGUUUGAGCUCUCCACUGAGAACUGGUACGGCUGCGCAGCAAUCGCGACCUCGGCGUUUCUCGUGCAGAAUGAGAACAUCACCAUCGACGAAAGCGUCAAUGAAGCGAAUAAGAGAGCCAAUUUUGGCUCUCUAAAGACUUUCAACGCCUCACGGGUCGUCCGACAAAUUGUUGGCUGUAUCGAAGAAUCCUGUACCGACAACAAUCCUUUGGGAGAGUGCGAUCCCCGCGUCGCGAAGCUCACACAGAGCCAAGUGAUAGCGGAUGACCUGAAUCUGGUCUUGGACCCUCUCCGGGACUUGUGUUCUGUGGUACAAAAGGAACCGGAAGCCGACAUUGCUGGGCCUGGGAUUGCCGUAUCCUACUACAUACAAGUCGUACUGACCAUCUGGUUCUUCAUCGUUUGCGGUCUUCUCCCCCACCAACCUGACUCUUCCACCUUUUUCGGCAUGCUGCGCGCAAUCAGGUGGUGCGUCAGGCGACUUCACACGCGCUCAGAGACCGAAAGGGACCGCCUGCGCUUGACCUUGACGCGUCUACGCUCGACUCGUUUCUCCGUAGCCUUGUACUCGACAAUGAUCGAGUUCCAAGAAACCCAGGCUUUUUUCGUCAUGGCUAUUGAAGCGGCGACUCUGACCAUGAUCAUCAUGAACCGCGAGUCUCUCGCCAUCCGCGUCGACGUCGGUGCCGCCAAAGUCUUCGCGACAGCCAAUACGCUGCUGGUCCUCAUUACGCAGGCCAUCAUGCAACGGAGGGGUAUGUACUGGUGGUACACGUUCAUACUCACAGUUAUCGUAUAUGUCCUUUGCGCUAUCAUACAGAUACUCAGGCUUCCGACGUCUUCCGAUUCGGAUCUGUCCCGGCAACACGAGGCCUGCGGCGGAAAGCAGAGUAUUCUGCAAACAUCAAUCAUCAUCUUUCUGACAAUCGAUCAUCUGUUCCAUCUUCCUCGUCUGCGCAGGAUGGUGGCCUCGGCAAAUCAGGCUCUUACAGAGCGCAGUAUUCAGAUGCCCGCUUCGGUUCUCAAAGCAUCCUCCGUCUUUCCUGAAACAAUGCACAUCAAAAAGCAGUGGACUUUUGGCCAGGUUGUCGCGGUUCUGGUAUGGGCUCCAGUCUUAUCCAAAUACAUUUACUACAACAUCUUUGGCAUCGAACUUGGGGUUGGUAACCGGAUAGACGAUCAGUACAAGGUUGUGCUCAACGAAAAGCCACCAUCGGCAUCUCCUGGAGCACAGGAACGGUUCGAUUCUUCGACGAACUUGGUGGAUGAAAUCAUUUACAUAGGUCUGAGAAACAUUGGGGACGGUCAAGAAGAUCAAAGACACUCGAGGGUAGAGCAGAGUUCGGUCGUGGAGGGAAUUAGGCGUAAACCGUUGUCUGCGAGGACCGUCCCCUGA
This is a messenger RNA of Colletotrichum orchidophilum, 1593 nucleotides long. RefSeq lists its product as uncharacterized. The record is from RefSeq and is a predicted model, not a curated record. NCBI's taxonomy places the organism in Eukaryota, Fungi, Ascomycota, Sordariomycetes, Glomerellales, Glomerellaceae. The transcript has 5 exons. Bases 1 to 1593 code for a protein of 530 amino acids.